AUGGCAUUGGAUAAAAUAGUUUCGAGCGUGGAGUCUAAUUGGCAAGGUGGAGGAGCCCUUCGAAUCGUCGCAAUGCUUACCACUCGACUGCUUAGCGUCUCUUCUCAUGAGAUUGUCCAAGAACGCUGUCUUCAACUACUUCUACGUAUUCAGUUUAUUACCAUCGCGUGGACCAGAGAUGUUAUCAACACUCUCCAUAAUUGCCAAGAAGAAACUGAACUCGAAUCGAUCGAAAUUCUUGCCCUUGAUUUGGCAUUGACGUGUAACGGCACUUUUGACGUUGACAUGCACCAUCUGGAAAUCAUGCUAAAGUCCGUCGAAACCCAGGCAAUUUUCGUCGAAAGUAUGAUUACAGUUCAGGAUAGGUGCCCUGCAUCUGCCGCUCGUCUUAGAAUUGUUACUCAGAUGUGCUUGAGGCGCUUUGAUAGGAUAGCUCAUCGUGCCGAGCGAAUUUUGCGCGAUAUUAUUGUCUGUGAGGCGAAAGGGAUCAACAUAGCUAUUCAAUUGCUCUGGUCAAGUUACGAAGCGGGGAUCGACUGGACAGCGCUUGAAACUCCAAACGAACGAUGGCUGAGAACAAAAACAGCAGAGACUGAUUGUCAAGUGUCUGUCUCUGUUGAAUUCAACGUUUUGACUGGGGAGUUACUCAUCAAUGGAUUCCCUCUAGCUCGUCUACCUCGCAACUACGAGGCUCACGACACAUAUAAGCGGCUCUUUGGACAGAAAAUGUUGGAUGUCAUUCCAUCGACUAUGCCCGGUAUGAAUUUUGAGACUAGGAAAGCCGUGUGCAACCAAGAGGUUCACUUCAACAUGAUAGGCAACGAAUUAAUUGUACGAACUCGCAGAAAGGACGAAUGUUUUGAAGUUAUUCCUAAAUCUGCCUUAACAAACGAUUUCACGAAUCCUUUCAUAGAGAACUACAUUUUCAUGCGCAAUGACAUAUCUGGAGUGGUGCAAUUGAGACCAAUCAAAGAGCCUUGGAUUUCUCCGAAGAACGGGUGGCAGAUUACAGUCUCUCCGAAGCAACAAUUCUAUUUGUCCAAUGGAUUGAUGACGGUCAUCGAUAUUCGGAGUCCAUCAGCUAUUGCAAUAUCGGAUAUCUUACAACCAUUGGAGGAUUUGAAACAUAUUACCAUGAUACACAAUCGAUGCGAUGAGAGAUUGGAGAUACGCCUUUCACGCUUUAACCUUGACUUCUACCAAAUCCUGGGGAGCUCAAAAUUGGAGUCGAAACAAUUUCGUGGAAUGUUCGUGGACGAAAAUCAAACUAUUGGCACUUUCACUGGCUUGGUCAAUAAACUUGUGCUAUGCAGCAAUGACAAAUCAAAGCGAAUCAUCAUCAUUCCCGAUGGAGAAAUUCUCUUUACACCGCAUAAUGGCCAUGUCAGGGUGAACAUCAGCAUAGAAUCUAAUAGUUACUGUACUUAUCAUGACUACAAAAUCGAUGCUCAACUUGGUCGGCUGAUUGAUAAUGGGAGCCUCAGGGCUCGCCUAUUCAGGCUGUACCUGCACGCGUUAACCUCCGACGUUCUUCCUGAUACUCUUACUGGAAGGACUGGUACAGAAGAAGCCCUAGAAGGGUUGUCUUCUGCGGCUGUAUUGUCAUUCUAUACUCUUUCCUCUAGCGAGAUAGAAUUGCUUCUCAAAUUGAGGGACUUGUCUCUAAAACUGGUUUACUAUCCAAAACAUAAACAGUCCAUGCAAAAUGCUUCAUGGUCAGCAUUACCGACACUUUCUCAACAUGAAGGAUUUAGCACAAAGGUCGAAAGCAUUUUUGCAUAUGCAAAAUCUUUGAUACCGUUUCAGGAUGAGCUGAUUAGGCAAACAGAGAUUCCAGAACCAGAUAGCCGCAGUGACGCUGGCUUGAUUGAUAUGGCCGCAAUUAGAAAUGCCGUCUAUCGUGUGGAUGGUUUUGGAGCAGAGAAGUUUACUGCCAACCAGGAUAAAGAAUACAGCUCUCGUGACGGGAACCGUGAAGCAAAACGACGAGCUGAUAUUCAUAAUAUUGCAGCACUGGUUGAUUCUUGGCCACGGAAUCUUAAAGUUUCCAAGGAUUUACAAAGAAUAAUGGAAUCGCUACCCGGUUGCAUCAUCGGGCCUUCUACAGACACGGUGGAUAUUCUUGGUUAUGACGAAAAAUGGUUAGAUGCACCCUCGGAAUUUCUGCCUGAUCAUUGGUUCGCGAUAUAUCAAAAGCUGUCAGCCUGCAACGAAAGUCAGGACAAGUAUAAGGUCAUGAUUUUCUUGUCAACAAUAGUCUUCUCGCAAAAAGCAGAUGAAGAGCUUGUUCACACACUUCUUGCAUUUGCCACUAACCCCGCUUUUCGCCGGAUACAAAUUCCGAAAUAUCAGUACUUUAUUCUUUCAGAGGGUUUCGAGCCAAAUGAGCACAGCGUGGCCGAUGCCGUCGCUUCUAGAAUUAGGAGUUACGCGGACACUCCGGCAAGCGAACUUGUUAGGCGCGAGUCUGAGACUGGAUAUCAAGCCAACAUUCGCCGGAGACAGAUGUACGAUGAGUGCCAAGAACGCGCCAUUCGAACGGGAGUUAGGUCUCUUAUUACACAAUGGCCAACGGAGAGGCUCAUUACUUCGACAGAUUCGAACUUCUGUGCAUACAUAGAUGUCAUCGAGGCGACUGCAGUUGCUCAGAUUUUUUUUUCGGCUUGGUUUCGAAAUUACGAGUUCAGAAGGUUCAUUAAGCAAGUACAAAUAGUACUUGAUACAAUAUGUCUACUUGAGCACUCAAGUAAACCAUGGAAUGAUUAUACGAAGCCCAAAAGCAGCUAUAGCCCAAAAUUAACAUAUGUUGCACUCAAAAACCUUUUGAAAAACACGCCGCCAUUAUUCUUUGACAUCAUUCCAUUAUCUCAGUUCAAAUCACUUACAACAAAAUCCAAAUUUUCUAGGAAUGAGAAUGAUCAUAGAAAGGUAUCAGAGCUCUUAUUCGAGCUUUCUCAGUCCACUUCUGGUAAUUUUGAGGCACAAUACUGCAAUCAUUUACGACAAAGUCUCAAUGCUUUGAGCCAAAUGCCAUGUGUUCAAUUAGCUCCUUUCUCAAGCCACAUUCUUGCAACUUAUUUAAACCAAUGUCGGCUACUGGUACAAAGAAUGUACCACAGAAUUUUAGAGCAACUACUGUCUUCAGUCAGUGCUUUUGGGCCAACUGAGAGUACGACAAUGCUGCCUCGUCUGUCCAAAAUUACCAUUCUUUCUCUUAUCGCGGAAUCUCACUCAAUCGAGCUUUCAUUGCAAUGGAAACGUGCAAUCGUAUGUUUUGGUCUCGCUAUGACCGCCUUACAGCGUGCGGAGCGUAUGGUAGCUUGUUCUGAUAAUCAAGCAGAAGUCAACACAGAGCUCUGCAAUCCGGGACACGAAGGUUGGGAUCCAAUUUUACACCCGGAUUGGCUGCUCCUUGAAUUGGAAAAUGGAAUUUUGAUACGCCAGGAACAGGCUAAUAUCAGCAAAGAAAUGAUUGAACCAUCAUCAGGCGCAAACUCAGUAAUGCAAUUGAACAUGGGGCUUGGUAAAUCUUCAGUCAUUGUUCCAAUCGUGGCAUGUGCGCUGGCAGACAAGAAAAAGCUUUGUCGUGUCGUAGUUCUUCGCGCAUUAUCUAAACAGAUGAUGGAACUGCUAGUAAGAAAGCUUGGUGGUAUGAUUAAUAGGCGCAUCUUCUUCCUCCCUAUCUCACGUGCACUUCAAAUAAGUGUUGAGGAGGCAAAGCAGCUGCGAAAAAUAUACAAAAGUUGCAUGGAUUGUGGUGGCGUACUUCUUGUGCAGCCAGAGCAUCUAUUGUCAUUCGAAUUGAUGGGCCUCGACAUGGCGCUUUCCGGGGAUAAAGAUGCUAAAGCUGGUAAGAUUAUCAAUGAUACCCAAGAAUGGCUGCUUCAAAAUUCUCGGGAUAUCCUAGAUGAGAGUGACGAAAUACUCAACGUGCGAUUUGAAUUGAUUUAUACUGUUGGUCGGCAAAAGCCUAUCGACUUUGCUCCCGACCGUUGGAUCUUGAUUCAACGAGUAUUGGAGAUAUUAAAUUCCAAAGUUCAAGAUCUUGAUCAGGAAUAUCAACGUGAUCUCGAGUUGGAAAAGUUGCCUGGCAAUGGUUCCUUUGCGCGGUUCCGAGUUUUGCGGCCUACAGCUAGUGAUAUCCUUCUCAAGAGGACGGCGCGAUGUAUCUGUGAUCAAGGGCUUCCCGGAUUAUCUCUUUUCCACUUCACUAAAAGGGACAGAGAUCUUCUUUAUCGGUUUAUCACAGAUCCGAAAGUAAAUGAAAAAGAUUUAAAGGGCCUGCAGAAUUCGGCAUUUGCUACUGAACCCAUCAAGAAGGGUCUGUUACUUCUUAGAGGUCUUUUUGCACAUGGGAUUCUACACUUUGUCUUUUCGCAGAAGAGAUGGCGGGUAAAUUUUGGGCUGGAUUUGAAGCGUUCGUCUCUGUCAGUCCCAUACCACGGGAAAGAUGUUCCUGCAGCUCGCUCCGAGUUCAGCCACCCGGAAACGUCCAUCAUUAUGACUUGCCUUGCUUAUUACUAUAAAGGGCUAUCGGAAAGUCAGGCAAUGGAAUGCUUCCGAGAGCUUUUGAAAUCGGACAACAGCCAUGGAGAAUACGAGAGGUGGAUGAAGAAUUGCUCCGAUGUUAAAGAGAGAUUCAAGCACUUAAAUGGGGUCAAUCUCAGCGACUUUCACCAAUGGCAUGAAAAUAUUUAUUUGCAUUUGCGUCGUUCCAAAGAAAUGACGGAUUUUUAUCUUAACCAUCUGGUUUUUCCCAAGCAAAUGAAGGAAUUUCCGAAGAAGCUUUCUUCAUCGGGAUGGGACAUUGCCCGCACUAAAAAACAUCCAGUUACUGGUUUCAGCGGAACCAAUGACAGCAAAUAUAUUCUGCCGCUCUCUAUACAGCAGCGAGAUCUGCUGGAACAACUUUCAACGAAUGCGGAGGUUCUCGCAUGCUUGUUGCGUCCUGAAAAUCAAUUCGAUUCUACCAUCACGGACGAAGAAUUCAGUGCAGAAGUUCUUAUCAAAUUGGCAAUUACGUCGAAACCUGCAGUUAGAGUUAUCCUCGAUGUGGGUGCACAGGUGUUGGAACUACGGAAUGAGGAAGUUGCAAGUCGAUGGUUGUCACAACUUCCAGCAACUGAAGUACAAGGCGCGGUGUUUUUUGAUCCUUCAGAUGAACUUUGUGUUCUGAACCGUGAUGGUGCAAUGGAGUCACUCUCUGUCUCAUCGUUUGCCAAGCAGAUGGACAGAUGUGUCAUCUAUCUUGACGAAGCUCACACGAGAGGGACGGAUCUAAAAUUACCAGUCGAUUAUCGUGCCCUCGUCACACUUGGCCCGGAUUUAAAUAAGGAUAGACUUGCACAAGCAUGUAUGAGAAUGAGAAAGUUGGGAAAGGGCCAAUCCGUAGUAUUCUGUGCGCCGAUAGAUAUACGACGAAAGAUUUUAGAAUGUGCAAAGAGGACUGUGUCUCAUGAAAUCGAAGUCAGGGAUGUACUUUUGUGGUGUAUCAAAAACACAUUAGAUCACAUUCGAAAAUGUGUUGUCCCUUGGGCCAUUCAAGGAAAGCGUCAUUAUGAACGACUUGCGAUAUUAAGUGAAAAUCCCGGUAUCAUUCCCGAGUCUAUACAAGAACCGGAAUCACAAACUUUGGAAGAGAGAUACGGGCUUGGGAAAGAGGAAGCAGACGAGCAUUGGCUGGGUAGAAGAAUACCCAACACAGGAAAGCGAUAUAACAAGGAGCUCGCAGAUAUUCGGCAGAAAUGUAUCGACUUCAACUCAACCUCUUUUGCAGGUGCCAGCUUUCACGAGGAACAAGAGCGUGAGUUACAGCCAGAAAGGGAAAAUGAGGUACAGCCAGAGCAUGCUCCUCAUGUUCUCGCUAGUGCACAUCAUUUACACCCUGACGUUGAAAAAUUAGUUAUGACAGGUACCAUGAGGCUUAGGAAUACCGCUGACCGUGGCUUCAUCCCUGCUUUUGAUCUGUUCAGAUAUACUUCCGCGAAGAAACUUUUGGAUGAUUGCAAAUGGCCCGAAAAUCUCUGGAUCACAUCAGACUAUGCAAAAACUGUUGAAAUGUCCAAAUUCGACGAAAAGGAUUUUUUCUUACGCCCUGUUCACUGGAUUGUAACAUUUAAGCAGAAAAAUGAAACUUGUUGCGUGGUUUUCAGUCCUUUCGAAGUUCAAAAACUACGUCCCUUUAUUGAAGAAUAUAAAAACGUCACCCUGAGCAUUUACUCUCCACGUCUAAGUCUCUCUCUACGAUCAUUCGAAAACCUAGAUAUCCACACCAUUCCGCCAAUAUCAUCAUCAUGGACCAUCCCAUCAUCAAUCACGCAGCUCAAUCUUUUCGCAGGACAACUAUAUCUUCGCAGCUUCGAUGAAUAUAUUUGUCUCUGUCAAUUUCUUGGACUUUGUCAUUAUUCACCUGAAGGUGAUAUCGAGAUUGCAUGUGAUAAUUUUGUUCCGGUUUCUAGUCGUGCGGCUUUUGAUCCCAUAAUGGAGGAGGUAUGUCCGUUUGUGGAAAGUCCGGUGGGGUUUUUACGAAAGGUUUUUGCGUUGAGACGGAAGGGGCAGAGUUUCAAUGAUACGCAUAUGGGUAGGAUUUUGAAUGGGGACUUGUUGUUGAGGAAGGAUUUUGAUGAGGAAGUGUAA
Sclerotinia sclerotiorum 1980 UF-70 is the source of this 6636-nucleotide messenger RNA. RefSeq lists its product as hypothetical. The coding region runs from base 1 to 6636 and encodes 2211 amino acids. The record is from RefSeq and is a predicted model, not a curated record. The transcript has 4 exons. Lineage: Eukaryota; Fungi; Ascomycota; Leotiomycetes; Helotiales; Sclerotiniaceae.